Messenger RNA from Aspergillus pseudoviridinutans, 1482 nucleotides. RefSeq names its product putative FAD dependent oxidoreductase. Gene Ontology annotation, molecular function: N,N-dimethylaniline monooxygenase activity; NADP binding; flavin adenine dinucleotide binding. Bases 1 to 1482 code for a protein of 493 amino acids. NCBI's taxonomy places the organism in Eukaryota, Fungi, Ascomycota, Eurotiomycetes, Eurotiales, Aspergillaceae. The transcript is spliced from 5 exons. The record is from RefSeq and is a predicted model, not a curated record.
AUGACUCGCCGUCAAAUUCAUCACGUGGCCGUGAUUGGCGCAGGAAUCAGCGGCGUUGUCUCGGCUGGGCAUCUGCUCGCUGCUGAAAUUGAGGUUACGGUGUUUGAGAGGAAUCAUGCUGCAGGGGGUGUCUGGUUGUACGACGAGCGCAAGCCCCUUGAACCCGUCUUUCCUUCCGUCCAUCCCUCCCGCGCUGAACAAUAUACGGAUGCAGCAUCAGAUGUUAGGGAUAAGCGUGUCCUAGAACAUGCGCCUCCUGGGCCAUGCUACGAAGGGCUCAGGAACAAUGUUCCGACACCCUUGAUGCGAACAAAGCUUAAUGCCUGGCCAAGCGGCACACCUGACUUUGUGAGUCACGUUGUCAUGAAGGAAUAUAUUCAAGAUACGUCAAAGGAGGCCGGCGUUGAUGGUAUUACUAUCUAUGGUGCGAGGGUGAAAAAGCUGCGCAAGCAGGACGACCGAUGGGAGGUCACUUGGUCCACUCUCCGUGAAGAGGAGGGAAGUGAAGUCGUGCAGGAGGAGGAGCACAACGAAAUAUUUGACGCAGUCGUCGUCGCCUCUGGCCACUACCACGCGCCACGUAUUCCCGACAUUCCUGGCUUGCCGGAAUCGAAGGCACUAUGGCCGUCUCGAAUCCUUCAUUCAAAAGGAUACAGAAGGCCCGAAGGAUUUGAAAAUAAGAACAUCCUCCUUGUCGGCGGCGGCGUAUCCUCGACAGACAUUGCUCGCGAGAUAGGGCCAAUCGCCAAAAGCGUAUAUCAGAGCACCCGCAACGGUGAAUUUGACCUGGCUGCUUCAGUACUUCCUGAAAAUGGAGUAAGAAUCAGCGAGAUUGCCAAAUUUGAGUUGCAAAGCGACAAGCCGGUACUGGAAGAUGAGCAUUUGCCCUUGAUCGUCCACCUCAAGUCGGGUCAGAAGCUAUGCGGUAUUGACGGCAUAAUUAUCUGCACCGGCUACCACAUCACGCUGCCCUUUCUUCAGGAAUAUCACGAUGAUGAGACCUCCCCCGCGGAUGCAAAUGAAACAGUUCUUGUGACGGACGGUACGCAGGUGCAUAACCUUCACAAGGACAUCUUCUACAUUCCCGACCCGACAUUGGUGUUCGUAGGCGUCCCAUACUACACAGCAACAUUCACGUUGUUUGAGUUCCAAGCCAUCGCUGUUGCAGCCGUCUUCUCUGGCAUUGCUCAGCUGCCUCCUGCCGAAGAGAUGAGGGCGGAAUAUCUUGCUCGCAUCAAGGCGAAAGGGAGUGGGCGGGGAUUCCACUCACUCAGGAAUGUGGAGGAGCACUACGUAGCAGAUAUCUUGGACUGGGUGAAUAAGGCUCGGGCUUCUCACGGAUUAGCAGCCACUGAAGGGCAUACUAAGACAUGGUUAGAGGCGAAGGAAGCACAGAGAGAGCGACUGAAACAGCUUUUUGGGGGUGGAGAGAGGAGAGAUAGUGGGGUGGGCGAGUUCCCGGUGUUGGAGACGUGUAGCUAA